Messenger RNA from Nothobranchius furzeri (turquoise killifish), 2470 nucleotides. RefSeq names its product SEC22 homolog B, vesicle trafficking protein b (gene sec22bb). Gene Ontology annotation, cellular component: endoplasmic reticulum-Golgi intermediate compartment; SNARE complex; Golgi membrane. Lineage: Eukaryota; Metazoa; Chordata; Actinopteri; Cyprinodontiformes; Nothobranchiidae. The record is from RefSeq and is a predicted model, not a curated record. Gene Ontology annotation, biological process: vesicle fusion with Golgi apparatus; endoplasmic reticulum to Golgi vesicle-mediated transport; retrograde vesicle-mediated transport, Golgi to endoplasmic reticulum. Gene Ontology annotation, molecular function: SNAP receptor activity.
CGGUAUUAGAGUGUUACACGCAAAGCUGUAGAGUUUCCGGCCAGCUCAGCGCGUUGCUCCUGUUGUGUUGUCACUUUACUGCCUGUCAAACAAACAGCGGCUCCAGCUAGCUGAGAGGUUUUCUCGGGUCGUGGAGGAACAGCAGGACAUUCCGGAGAGAUGGUGCUGCUGACGAUGAUCGCUCGGCUGGCAGACGGGCUGCCGCUGGCCGCUUCAAUGCAGGAGGACGAGCAGUUGGGUCGAGAUCUUCAGCAGUAUCAGAAUCAAGCUAAGCAGCUCUUCAGAAAACUCAACGAGCAGAGUCCCACACGCUGCACUUUAGAGGCCGGGCCCGUCACGUUUCAUUACUUUAUAGAGAAAGGCGUUUGCUACCUCGUGCUGUGUGACGCCGGCUUCUCCAAGAAGCACGCCUUUGCUUACCUGGAGGAUCUGCAGGCAGAGUUCCAUGAGCAGCAUGGAAAGAAAGUUCCCACGGUCUCACGUCCAUACUCCUUCAUCGAAUUUGACACCUACAUUCAAAAAACCAAGAAGUCGUACAUCGACAGCCGAGCACGGAGGAAUCUGGGUAGCAUCAACACGGAGCUGCAGGACGUCCAGAGGAUCAUGGUGGCAAACAUAGAGGAGGUUCUGCAGAGAGGAGAGGCUCUCUCUGCGCUCGACUCCAAGGCCAGCAAUCUGUCCAGCUUGUCAAAGAAGUACAGGAGUGAUGCCAAAUACCUGAACACCCGCUCCACCUACGCCAAGCUGGCAGCAGGUGGCGUCUUUUUCAUCAUGCUCAUCGUCUACGUGCGCUUCUGGUGGCUCUGAGAGAGGAAGAGGGAGGAGGUAGUGAAGUGGAAACGAGCUGCAGGCCGUCUGCGAGUGCUGAGAAAAAGCAGCACUUUCGACCCAAAAGGAUCCCUGCUCUUAAUGAGACUUUACACACACGCACACACACACACACACACACACACACACACACAAGCACUCAUUUUGUCCUUAAUUGUCCGUAUGUGGGUCUGAAUAGCAACGGUGUCAUGAAACAAUGUUUUCUAAUUAACAGUCAUUCUCUAUCUAUGGCCCUCGGAUUGUAGAGGAAAUUAGUGUGUGUGUGUGAGAGUGUGUGGGUUGCCUGUUUUUGAAUGUGAUUUCUGUGCAAAGGUAGAGAAAAAAUUUAUUUCCUGUUUUGUUCAUUAACCUUCUGUAUGUCUAAGGAUACAGAUAAAGGACACAAACCACAUCAUUAUUUUCCUUUUUGCUCCUAAUCUCAUAAACGUGCAUAACGCGUCCGAUUCAUCACUAAAUUAUCUCCGCUGUAAUUUAGGCACAAACAUUUGAGGCAGAUUUCAUUUAAAGUAGUGUUUGAACGGUUCACAAAUACAACUAUCUGUUUUAUUUACCUUUAUUGUGAUGAGACAGGAUGUGACAUCAGACGUUAUGCAGUGACUCAGAAGGGGCGAGCAACCGAAGGUGGUUCAUCUCAACCCGUUCCCAGCUUUUACCCACAAGAUAAAAAUAAGUUUCGCACGCGUCUGACAUGAAGAGGCUUAUUAAUGCACACCGACGACAUCAACCCUGUUUCCUUAUCUUUGCUUCCUGUUUGUAAGCUAAGGGACGUGUUUAAUAAAACCGUGUCAUCAUUUCUCUCACAUUUAAGUCUUUGUUCAAAGUUGAAGUGAAAAUUUACAAUCUCCUUAUUUACAGGAAGGUAGCUGGAUUAUUCAGCAUUUUAUGUUUACUGUACGUUAAAGCAUAUUCACUAGUAGUGCGUUGGUUGCUAUGACAUUCAUUUGAUCUUUGAUUGCACCUUUCAGCAGAAACGCUGUUGGUUGAGUUACUGGCAGCCCUGAGCUACAGGCUCACAGAAAACAUCCAGAACUACUUUAAUGAAAACAGCUUCACACAUUUUUUAAACUGCUUUUACAUUUAAGCUACUUUAAAUGAUUUAGAGGUUUGUUGCUCCUGUUUUGUGAUCAUUUCUCCUUCGUUUGCAGGAAACUUUUAGAAAUGGCCGUUUCGGCUUUUCCAAAAAGUUUUAUUUUUCUUUGCGACUUCUUUGUGUGUUUUCAGUUAAAGUCCUUCACCUCUGGUCCUAGGUAACGCGUCUCUAAAUCUGUUCUAUAAUGUGAUUUUCUUGGUUGUAUGCAGCUGAGCAUCCUGAAUCAAACACUCUGUGAACUGGUUUCCACUAAAAUCUGGUUUGGUGAAAGUUUGUUUACAGGAAAAAGUAUAUUUCUUGUAAAUGAAGGAUGCCAGUAAUUCUGACUAUGUCUGUGUGGGAAAACAAAUCCUAAUUCUUUUGUUUAGUAACAUUUAACCAAUAAUCUGAGCUGGAUGGAGUAUUCUUUCACAAUAACAUACAAGGCCGUUUUAUCUGUUAGAUCUGAUUUAAGACAUUCAAACAUGAAUUCAGGCGUGAGUCUUUGUUCUUGUUUGUCAGAGAGAACAUCUGUUUCUGUUCUGCAUAUGAAUAAAAUCAUUUGCACACGCA